Messenger RNA from Mucor mucedo, 651 nucleotides. RefSeq names its product casein kinase II, regulatory subunit. The transcript has 3 exons. The record is from RefSeq and is a predicted model, not a curated record. Bases 1 to 651 code for a protein of 216 amino acids. Gene Ontology annotation, molecular function: protein kinase regulator activity. Gene Ontology annotation, cellular component: protein kinase CK2 complex; cytoplasm. NCBI's taxonomy places the organism in Eukaryota, Fungi, Mucoromycota, Mucoromycetes, Mucorales, Mucoraceae.
AUGAGUAGUGGAUCCGAAAGUGAAUAUGCAAAAUACUGGAUUGACUGGUUCUUGGACACCAAAGGCAAUGAAUAUUUUUGCGAGAUUGACGAAGAAUACAUUUUGGACAGAUUUAACUUGACUGGACUCAGUGCCGAAGUUCCACAUUACUAUUUAGAGGCACUAGACAUGAUUACCGACAACCUGGACGAGGAUGGGUUGGAUGACAAGGUGAGAGAGCAAAUUGAAAAGUCGGCACGCCAUUUAUUUGGAAUGAUUCACGCCCGUUUUGUAAUUACUAGCCGUGGGUUGGUAAAGAUGCUGGACAAGUAUAAGAGGUCAGAGUUUGGACGAUGCCCACGUGUGCUUUGUAAUAUGCAGUCUCUACUUCCUGUUGGGUUAUCAGAUAUCCCAAUGACGAAAACGGUUAAGUUGUACUGUCCUCGGUGUGAGGAUAUCUACAAUCCUAAAUCAUCACGUCAUGGAGCAGUGGAUGGAGCUUAUUUUGGUACUUCAUUUCCUCAUAUGCUAUUUCAAGUUCAUCCAAACUAUCUACCUUCCAAAAAUCUUGAAAGGUAUGUGCCACGCAUUUUUGGCUUCAAAGUCCAUGAAAUCGCAAACCAACAGCGAUUCCAAGAUCAAGCCCGUGAAAAAUACCUCCAACAACAAUAA